GUUUAGGAGUGAGAUUUAAAUAAAUAAAAGAAUUGAAUAAAUUAUUGUUACAGAAAUAUAUGGUAACAUUGUUAGUAUAAAUUUAAGGUAAAACCAAAAAAUAAUGAGUUAAAUGAAAAGGCCCAAACAACUUUUAUAGGUAGAUUUUUUAGACUCCUUCACUUUUAAUAGUAUUGAUUAAUGUUGCCAAAAACAUAUUAUAUGCAAAAAUCUUUAUACGUUUCGAGGUGGAAAAUAAAUUUUAGAUACUAUACUUUUUCUCUUUCUCUAUUUACUUACUUUGUACGAAAAAUGCUUCACUAAAAUAGUGAUAUAAUACUGUCACACUGAUAAUCCUUGAACGUAAAACUUAUCCAGGUCAAUAAUGAAAAAGACACAAAAAGAAAAAAAUAUAUAUAUAGAGAAAAGAGAACCGGCAGUAAGAAGACAAAAAUAGAAAAUAUUAAAAUAUUAAAAUAUUAAAAUAAUUACUGUUCUUUCAUCAUCUCGGGCUAUAACAUUUUCCUAUUUCCACUAAAAUAUAGUAUUUCAGUAUAACUUACAAAAAAAGAAACAAAAUAGAAAAUAGGAUGGCACACAUUCAAAGUAACAUAUAAUGCAUGUCUCAACCUCUUCAGGAAAAUUAACGAAAAUUUAGAAAACAGUUUCCAAGGAAAACGUAUUUUAAAAUUAAAUUUGGAGGCACUUUAUUACUGAAAAAUCAAGAAUUGAAGUGGAAAAAAUCAAAAAUUUAAUGAAAAUUACGACGUCGACAAUAAAUAAAUAUUGUUUGUCUGUGUAUAUAUAAACGUCUGUGUUAAUUUGUGUUUCUGAGUGUGAGUAAACUUGUUUCUUUAACAUCAAACUUGAGAUUCAUAUCAUCUAGUGAGUCUUUCUAGCUUCGAUAGUGACUCUAUUGUGUUAAAAGAUGAAUCAGCGACCACGAAAUGAUUACAUGAGAGUGAAUAGGACUGGCAAGUACACUCGAAAGAGUAUUUUCGAUCAAGUACACACUAACGCUAACUCCAUACCUCAUCAGCCACGGCAACCGCAACUGAAAACGCAAGUGUACAUCAUUGACAAGGAAGACUUCAAAAGCAUUGUUCAGCAACUAACGAGUAAUCAAUCAUGUGAGUUUUUACCUCAAAACCUUCCAAAUCGUCAGAAGAGUAGACCAGAGCCGACCUCACCAGUUCCUCUCAAUGCCACAGGGGUUCAUGUCUCAUCGCAUAUGGGGUAUAUUGAAAGCUUACUUGAAGAAUCAUCGGACUCUAGUGGUGACAACUUCCAACAAUCAUUUGAUGAGAAUCAAUCUCAUAUACAACCUCAGGUAUAUUCAAAUGGUGACAAUUUCCAACAAACAUUUGAUAAGUAUCAAUCUCAUAUGCAACCUAUGUCAUAUUCCAAUGGUCCUAAACCGGUCAUGACCACUACUUUACCCACUCCUUGGUUCAAUGGUUCGCCUCAACAAAUAGACAGUGCUUACUCAUUGCAAUCAACAAGAGUUGAGUAUCCUCAACCAUUGACUCCAAACUUCUCAUUUUCGUCUGUGACUCAACCUGGAUUUUUCGAUCCGGACCUACGACGAUUUUAGCUCCUAAGUUCCAUGUUUUUGAUUGCUAUCACCACUCGGCUUUCCCUCCAUCUUAAGAUUUUCCAGAACAGAAUAUUCCCAUUAAACAAGAAAUAAGCUAGUUUGAAUAAGCGAGGUUUGGCUAGAGUGAUUUUGCUAAGCUUUAGUUCGUAUGAUUAUGAUUAUCAUAUUACUGUCUUGUAUGAAGUUCUGUUUGGCUUAUCAGUGAAAUCAAUCAACUCUUUUUGUCUCUUCUAAGCGAUUUUGUAGACAAACUGUCACGACCAUGACUCGGCUUCUCUUUAAACCGGUAUUGGUUUAAUUCAAAUUAUAAUUAAUUAUCUAAAAAACCAAACCAAUCCAUAUUUUCUUUUAUUAUUAAUCGUGUAUAUAUGUUUCUAUACCUAAUUAUAUAUUUGUGUAUCUCCUCCUUUGUCAAAAGAACGUAACGUGAGCAGCCUCCCAUAAUUUGUAUCUCGCUCUCAUAUCUUCUUCUUUUUUUUUCUUUUUUUUUACUAUUAUAUUAAAUUAAACAAUCCAAAAAAUUGGUAGUACAGACGUCGACGGAGAAACAGUCGGAGCAUCUGCAUAGGAUCAACGUUUCGUCGGUGGUCGGAGCUCCUCCCCAAAGGCCAUAUCUUCUUCUUACGUUCUUUUUCUUCCUCCUCUCUUAUCAUUAUCUUCUUCACCAUUGUUUCAUCCACUACAAGAAAACAGCGUAAUUCUGACAGACAUUCAUUUCGGCAUUUCCUCGAAAUAUACCGAUGAAAUACUGAGGAAAUCAUAUUUCUCGUAAAACACCGACGAAUAUCCGAGGAUAUAUUAUAGCCGCUACAGAGUCCUUGAGGGAUUUUAAAAAUUCCGAGGAAAUUCCGAGGGAUAAUAGGAUUUAGGUAUUUCCUCGGAAUUUCUUCGGAAUAGUCCGAGACUUUUCCGACGAUUCAGGGCUUUGCUUUUAGGGUUUCUGUUUCCUCGGAAAAACCUCCGAAUAUUUCGAGGAAAUUCUGAGGAACACUUGUUUUUCCUCGGCAUUUCCUCGGAAUAUUCCGAGGCUUUUCCGAAGAAGUAGAGUUUUUAAACCAAAAACAAUGUUUUGCGGUUUGAAUAACACUUAUAUAACUCUUAUUAAGUGUCUUAGACUGAUUAUGAAGUCAAAAAUUUGUUUAUUACCCUAUAAUAAAUACUUUUCCGAUUGUAUGAACGAAAUCCCCACAACAUAAGAGAAACACUUAUACACUUUAAUGAACGAUAAAGGGAAUACUUACAAUUCGUUUUGAAAUUUUGUUAUUUCAUGGUUUAUGAUCAUCUAUACAAAGAUUCCUCAAUGGUAUGCAUUGCAUUUGUAUAAGAAAUGAUAUAGGGCAAAAAAAUUUGAUUUUUGAAACCCCAAA
This is a messenger RNA of Brassica rapa (field mustard), 2943 nucleotides long. Its product is annotated as VQ motif-containing protein 5. NCBI's taxonomy places the organism in Eukaryota, Viridiplantae, Streptophyta, Magnoliopsida, Brassicales, Brassicaceae. The record is from RefSeq and is a predicted model, not a curated record.